Molecule: messenger RNA, 1343 nt
Organism: Impatiens glandulifera
Lineage: Eukaryota; Viridiplantae; Streptophyta; Magnoliopsida; Ericales; Balsaminaceae
Exons: 6
Coding region: 427-1029 (200 amino acids)
Source: RefSeq, a predicted model, not a curated record
AGAAAAAUGAAAGUCCAGGAGGCUGUGUAGGUCACGGCAAACUAUUCUUCAGAAUCUUCGUCCAAAAUCGAUCAAGAUCGAAGCGAAGACUGGAGGAUCGAAUCUUGAUCAUAUUUGCGAAGAGGCUGUUCGUGUGGAGCUCUAGCUGGAGACGAGUGCUGCGUUUUUUUGUGCUAUGUAAGCCGGACGAGGCUGACGGUAGGAGGGAAACGAAAUCAACGAAAAACCCUAAGAAAGAAACCUCAAUUGCGAUAUCCGGAGUGAAUGUAAGGUGUGAUAGGCCUCCAUUGAAGACUCCAGGAGCUAGAGGAGCAGGUGAAGACUUGAAGCUGCUUUGGGCCAAUUUGGGCAGCUGACUCUUCUUUGAUUUGGGGUUGUAUUAUUCUAAGAUCAACAACUCAAGUAAAAAGUGAUCCAACUGCAAGGAUGUUACAUACACAAGUACUUCAGUUGUGUGUUACUCUUUUUAUCCUAGGGGGUUGGCCAUUAAAUGUUGCACUCGUGGUUGAAAGUAAAACUUUGAAUGUUGGAGAAGAGCUUUGGAAGGAAAUCCUGCCAUUACAAAUGAGUUCUCGCCUCUACAACUUGAAAGGGCUUAAGUCAAAUACAUGGUAUGAAGUCAAGAUAUCAUAUCCAGCUUCUAUCCCUUCUAGAUUUUCCCUUCAACUGAAGAAAGGUAAUUCAGAGUUGGGACUGAACCACAAGAGGAAGCUACUCAAUACAGAAAAGUUAAUCUUCAAGACUGAUAAUAUAGACUUGCUCAAUAACCAGGAGGAAAUAUAUGUGUUGGUGAUAGUGGAGCCUGAAGGGGUUGUAGCAAUGACACACGUAUCUGAGAGGAAAGAAGUCAUUUUUAACAUUGUUUGUGAUGAGCUACUUUUAGGCAUUCCUCAACAUGCCUGGUUGGUUGCAUUCUUUGUCUUGAUUUGCCUGGGACUUGCAAUGAUGCUGCCUAUCUUUCUUCCUUCGUAUUUAUUGAGAGAAAAUGGAAGAUUGUCACAAAACCAAAAUGCUUCCAAGAACUCGUGACGAAGUUGUAUUGGUAUUUAGUCUGGUAAGGUAAUUUCAGACGACACCCUUGAAGUGAAGUCAGUUUCGUCAACCAUUUAAGAUAUUUCUCAAUGAGUGUUCUCCCUAAAUUACCUCCUUUCAUUUAGAAUUGAGUUAACUUAUUUUCUUAUGUUGAGUUUUUGGAAACUGUCAAAGUUAAUAUUUUUAUUUAUUUUGUAUUUGGUAUGAAAGUUGAUUAAAUUAGAUGAAAUUUCGUAUAUUGUCUACUUUUAUCCACUUUUUUAUAUUUGUAUUUUUAAAUAUAAAUAAAAGUUUAAAAUUUAUACUGUUCA